AUGACACCAAUCGUCUUCCAAGCAACGGACCUUUAUGGUCGAGCCAAAGGAUCCGCCUUCCCUUUCAUGAUGGCAAUGUCCUUCGGCACGAACCUUGCAUACCUUCAACAAAAUCAAGCACGGCUGGUAAACGUUCUUCACGGAACACGGUUGAUCGAUCGCGCCUCUCUCCGGGACAUCGCAACCGCAGGAGGAUACAUCGUCAACACUACCACCGGAGCUAUCAAAGGCAUCAUGGAAAACUUGGAAGAUUGGUACAUGAAAUACGUGUUCUACGUCGGCAUCCCUAUAGCCGCAGCCAUGAUUUUUGCCGCCUUGACCUAUCGCGCUUGCAAACUGUGCAUCUUCCGAAGCGUCACCGCCAGUCUACCCAUAAACACGGUGGAACUUCAAGAUUUUCACACCAUCGACGGUGAAGGACGAAACGACGAAGAAGAGGAAGAAGCAGAAAUAGCCUACUACAGGAGCCACCAAAGGAAACUACAUCCCUCGUCUGAUGACGUACGUUCCCAUCGCAAUACUACUUGUCUGUACGCUGGCAUUAGAUACAGUGAACGCGACAACAAUGCUAGAGCGACCUCAAACUACACUUCCAUAUGUAGCAAUUACCCUAGCAUCCAGAGGACUUGUCGCUGUAUGUUACACAGGGCAACGAUUUCGUACAUCCCACAGUCUACACUCCACUACACCGACAGUCACAUGGCGAAGACCUUCCUCAGGAGCGCUCAAACAGCCAACGGCUCCAAGUUCAGCUUCUUAGGGAAGAUCAACCUCCGUGUCGGCAUUGGGAAACAUACGAUUCAGCACACCUUUCCAGCACUCAUUGGUUACGAUCUAAUGACCGCCCUCGACGAGCAAGGAGUACCUACCAUCCUCCACCCAAGCGAAGGAACUCUAGAAGUCGGAAACACUACAAUCCGCCUACUUCAACAAGGUGAAUCACCUUUUGCUACCACUUCAAAGAAGAUCAACGUCAUCGGCCAGCAAACGUGGUGGUACCAGCAAACACCACUCGGAGAGUUAACUUGGACCUCACUAACGACUCAGUGA
Molecule: messenger RNA, 1050 nt
Organism: Caenorhabditis auriculariae
Lineage: Eukaryota; Metazoa; Nematoda; Chromadorea; Rhabditida; Rhabditidae
Source: the annotation of a GenBank genome assembly